GUUAUUCCUCCUCACAGCCAACAUGUUCUCAACAGAGGAUUCCCGACACCACCAACAGCUUCCACCUCCUAUUCCUCCAUCACCAACAUUGUCUAAUCCGGAUAUGAUCCUGCCCUUCGACGAAAACGAGCGCGAAAAUGCAACCCCGUCCCCGCCGUUUAACCUACCAUCGUUAUCCCACUUGCAGUAUUUCUAUGGGAGCCGGACGGAUUAUGCGAAUGAACCUACCUCGGAUCCGACGAGGAGUGGCAUGUCAGGUGGAGCCCCCAGGCCUCAAAAGAAGCCGUUUCCGCGCCGCGCAUGGAUGCAUGAGGGUCAUGAUGCCGCCAGUCGCCGUCUUUCGGACAUUGGAGAGGAAGACACAACGUCGCCGUCACGUCCGGGGUAUACGGGAGCCUCCCAGAUCAUGUCGCAUCGGGAUCGCUCAACGGGCUUGCGAGUCGAAAUGCGUCAGACGGAUGACACCGACCCUACGGAGGCUAGAACGCCCAGUAGCUCGUCGAGCUCGACUCUCAGUGGGGCAAGCGAAACCUCGUCCGGGGACAGGACCAAAGGCAAUCAGGACGGAUACGCGGUGUCGCAGGACAACCCCCAAUUGACCGAGAGCCCUGCAAUGGAGCUGCCGGCCAAUGGCGGACAAUCGAGCAGCCCAAAUGCGGUGACAACUAAGGAGGAAGGGGGUCCUGGUGAGGACCUAUCGUCGGCGAUUCUGAGCAGCGAGGCAGAGCGCAUUCUGGAAAAUGCAAAGAAGAGAUUGACGCUUAUGGAGGGAAACCUUACCCGUGCUCGUACUUCGGUGCGCGCGUCCCCAUCGCCUUCACUGUCGCCCAGUCUGUCCGUCGGUUCGCCGUCAGCGGGGCUGGGUCAGCCUGUCGGGGGUCUUUAUCAGUCAAUAUCUCGCACUGACCGACGAUCAUCGAACCUUCGCCCACGCCAGAUGUAUCCCUCACAGGAGAAGACUAGCAACCGACACUCGCGCGUUUAUAGUGAAACAAACCUGCCAUCUAAUCUGAGCAAUAAUAUUGAGCCUAGUCUGUCCCGGUCCCUCAGCGCCAUGGGCUCUAGUAGUACCUGGAGCUUUCGCAGCGAUGAGAGGUCCUUCCCCUAUGCGCCUACUCGAGCAUAUCUAACGCAUCGGCCGUCGGCUUCAUCGAUGCAACAGCCCCCGAUUUCCAACUCAAUUCCGCCAGCGAUCAGUGAGCGCUCCUCCUCUAGUUCUCCGCAGGGGCUUGGAAUUUCCGAAGAAGACAACGAAAGGACCGCCAGUAUGGAAGAUUUCAACGCAGCCUGCCCGACGAACGACCCUCCGUCCAGAUCCCAGUCUCAGCUGCAGGUGCGAGACCUCCAGGAUCAGAUGAAGGGACUUCACAUCAAGAUUUCGAGUCUCAAGGUCAAGGCGCAGGAAGACAACCUCCGCCGCCGGAGUCUGCAGAGCCUGCGGACCCCAAGCCCUCUGACUGCCGCAACGCACUGGUACGCUAAUCCGCUUGAUCCUACGACGCGCCAUAGCAACUUGCAUCCAAGCUCGGGAUAUCGACCCUCCCCUGAGUCGCCCAGGGGAAGUCAAGACAGCAGCGGCCGUACGUCCAGUAACCAUACGGAGACGACUCUUAUCCUCGAUCCUCCACAAGAUGGCGGGUCUUCCACAACGGACAGCAACAUCUUGCGUCCAUUCGAAUUGGCUGAUCACGACGAUCACUCCGUCGUUGUGAGUCUCUACGAAGAUGCAGAAGAGGGAGAGUACGAUUCUGAAAGCUCGCCGCCUUCCGAUAUUGACCGGGAGGCUUUGGAGGAGAUCCUGCGGGAACCUCUCGACGAGGACUUGGACGGCGCCCUUGAGGCUUUCCCUGCCGUGCCGCGACCGGACGCUACGCCGCACGAGGAGCGGGAGGACGCGUUCGACUACGAGCACUUUAUUCUUCACAGUGCAUUGGGCAACUACUCGCAGGCACGACUACGCCGCCCGAGCAAUGCGUCAGAUACCUCGGUGGAAACCACACGACCAAUCCAGGACCGACACCCUGUGCGCCACUCUCGCUCGGACAGCACCGCGUCUUUGUCCACGGUUGCGAGUUUUGCGACGGCGGCCGAGGGCAAUGACGAUAUUGAGAGUGUUCUUUACUGGGACCGGAAAUUCAACAAGGAAAUGCGUAGUAACUACCGCGAGCCCGACGUGGAGGAUCGGGCGUUGGCCCCAGAUUCAGAUCCGGGCACGCCGCGAGCAUCGCGACACACCCAUGGUGGGAGGCUUGCAGUCUCACAACGCCCGGACUCUGCCGCGACCGGAUCCGCGACCCCAACGUCGCUCGCAUCAUCGCUUGUCUCUACGGUUCGAGCCGCGGCCAGUCCUCACCCGAACUCGGUGAAGAACGGCCAGCUCGGUAUCAACGAAGACGACACGCGACUGCUGGAGCAACUGUUCAAGAGUCUUGGGGAUGUGUGCACGAAUCUGCAGUCCAUAACGACAUCCCCGGAGCCUGACAUGAAACAGGCGCGAGUACUCCGACGACGACUGGAAGGCGCACGACGAGUACUUGACGGGGAGUUGGAUGCAUAA
Aspergillus ochraceoroseus IBT 24754 is the source of this 2557-nucleotide messenger RNA. RefSeq lists its product as uncharacterized. The coding region runs from base 23 to 2557 and encodes 844 amino acids. NCBI's taxonomy places the organism in Eukaryota, Fungi, Ascomycota, Eurotiomycetes, Eurotiales, Aspergillaceae. The transcript has 3 exons. The record is from RefSeq and is a predicted model, not a curated record.